CUUCCUCCUGCCCUUCCCCAUAGCUCCACCACCCCUCCUGGCUCCUGUUCCCCUUGUCUGUCUGCCCCCCUCUUCCGCCGCCCCCCUGCCCACGCCGCCGCUCUCCACCCGCAUUCCCCAGAUCUCCAUGGACCCGGCCCCGCCCGUGGACCCCGCGGCCUCCUGCUCGGCCUCCACCUCCUCCUCCGCCUCCGCGGCGGCGCCGGGGGACGUGGCCGCGAUGCUUCCGGACUCGCCGCCGCGGCGCGGGGCGGGGCACCGCCGCGCGCAGUCGGAGAUCCUCCUCGGGGGCGCCGCGCUCCCCGACGACCUCACCUUCGACGCCGACCUCGGCGUCGUCGGGGAGGCCUGCGGGGCCGGUGACGAGGAUGAGGACGACGACUACGAGGACGAGGACGGUGGCGCCGGCGCGGGCGGCAGCCGGAUGUUCGAGAUGUUCCUCCAGAACGGAGGCACGCUCCCCGGGCCGCCGGAGCCCUCGGCGCAUCCGCAUCCGGCGGCGACCCCGCCGCCCCGGCCGCGGCACCAGCACAGCAUGUCGAUGGACGGCUCCACCUCCCUGCUGGGGUCCGCCACCGCGGGGACGCCCGGGAGGGCGGGCGCUGACGCCAAGAAGGCAAUCUCCGACGCCAAGCUCGCCGAGCUCGCGCUCGUUGACCCCAAACGCGCAAAGAGGAUCUUGGCAAACCGGCAGUCAGCUGCUAGGUCAAAAGAAAGAAAGAUGCGCUACAUUGCAGAACUAGAAAGAAAAGUGCAUAAUCUCCAGUCAGAAGCGACUACACUAUCAGCUCAGCUGGCCAUGUUGCAGAGAGAUACCACUGGUUUGACAAGUGAGAACAGUGAUUUGAAGAUACGCGUGCAGACAAUGGAGCAGCAGCUCCGGCUGCAAGAUGCACUGAACGACAGGCUAAGAGAUGAGAUUCAGCAGCUGAAGAUUGCAACAGGACAGGUAAAUGCCAACAUUGGAAAAAUAGGAAACUUUGGUCUGUCCUCAUUCGGUGGCAAUCCACAAAGUUUCCAGCGCAGCCAUAUACAGUCUCUUCUGGCUGCGCAGCAGCUGCAGCAGCUCCAGAUCCACUCGCAGCACCAGCAACAGCAGCAGACGCAUUUGCAGCAGCAGCAGCAUCUCAGCACUGCCCUGCAGCACCAGCUGCUGCAGGAGGCGCUUCCGUUCCCCGGAGACCUGAAGAUGAAGGGACUAGCAAUGCCAUCACAUGGUCAAAAUGCAGGCGCCUCUGACAGCCAUGCUGUCAAGAGCGAGCCCUGAGGAUUUACCCUGGAUUCAUGUCUGUUGUUAGGAAUAAUAUUGCUCUGUAUGACUGAGCGGUUCAUGCAUCGGUUAGCACGGUGUCUAGGUAAACUUCAAAUUGUCUGAGGCACUUAGGGUUUCUGCAGCCUGUAGCUCCCAUUUGGUUGUAAGCUGUAGUGCUGAUGAACCAUGCUGAGUCAUUUCAUUUACCGCGCCGAAUGUUCCAUUCAGAACUGGCCUUGGUCU
Molecule: messenger RNA, 1495 nt
Organism: Panicum hallii
Lineage: Eukaryota; Viridiplantae; Streptophyta; Magnoliopsida; Poales; Poaceae
Product: transcription factor RF2a-like
Exons: 4
Coding region: 128-1267 (379 amino acids)
Biological process (GO): regulation of DNA-templated transcription
Cellular component (GO): nucleus
Molecular function (GO): DNA-binding transcription factor activity
Source: RefSeq, a predicted model, not a curated record